AUUGUAACUGAAACGGAGACACCCCCCUCCACGUGUGCACGAGUUGCCAACUGGAAUUUCCUGUUGUUUAGACGCCGCUCUUCCGUUUGGGGGAGGGACAAAGGAGUCAGAAGCUGUGUACGAAACUAACACUCAGGGGAACAGCUCCAGUGGCCGACGUGGCAGACGAGAGAGGUGAAUUAUGGAAAGUGUAUCCGUCCUUGCUGUUGCCGCUCUCAGCGUAAUUGCUGUUUGCCAGGCUGGCGACACAACAGUUACCAAAAAGGUUUACUUCGAUGUCAAAAUCGGGGAUAAUCCAGCUGGCCGCAUUGUGAUUGGCCUGUUUGGAGAAACAGUUCCAAGAACAGUUGAUAACUUUGUUACCUUGGCAACUGGCUCCAGGGGAUUUGGCUAUUCUGGCAGCAUCUUCCACAGGGUCAUCAAGGACUUCAUGAUUCAAGGUGGAGAUUUUGUGAAUGGUGACGGAACUGGAAGCAGAAGUAUCUAUGGAGAUAAUUUUGAUGAUGAAAACUUCACGUUGCAUCACUAUGGUGCAGGAUGGCUCAGCAUGGCUAAUUCAGGCGUUAACACCAACGGCUGCCAGUUUUUCAUCUCGACAGUGCCUACUCCCUGGCUGGAUGGGCACCAUGUUGUGUUUGGCAAGGUCAUAGAAGGUAUGAAUGUUGUGAAGGCCAUCGAGGACACACCAACUGAUGCAUACGACAAGCCGACCGAAGAUGUCACAAUUACUGAGAGUGGAGAACUACCUCUGACAGAUGGACCAUUUGAUGUAGACAAAGUGUAGAGACUAGUUAUAUCAUGAAAUCCAUCCAUAACUGCCUAUGCAAGAUGUCUGUGAGUUUUUGUAUGUGUGGAUGAUGCAUAUAUAUGUGUGUGUGCUGUGGUGAAGGGAUGCUAUGCUUUUAAGAGUUGUCUCCCUUAUGUACUCCUUUCUUCUCACAAGAUAAAAUGACAUUUACAUUUCUCAGGCUGGAGUCUUUUGGUAUUUAUUUAUAAAUUCAAUUGCAUUUAUCAACAAGUAGACUUAUUUACUGUUCAAGUGUCAGUUGCAUAACUGUUUUUAAGAUUGACAUAUUAUUUUCAAUUGAACAAUGAACAAACUAAAUGAAUCCUCAUGAACCAUUUUAUCGUCGUUUAUGGAAGAGAAAAUGCAUAAGACAGCAUCUGAAGUAAAAAAAGUGACUAUGUUUUCAAUUCAUCGAGUAAUGAACGCCAAGAUAUAUUCCUCAUCAACUGAUCAACUGAUGGAAAUUACAUGGAAUAUGUUUACUCCAUCCAUGUACAUUGUACGAGGGACGACAGGACACUGUAAUACGUUUCCGUUAUUGGCGAAGAUUGAGGAAAGUCUUCCUCUGACACUGACAUAUGAAUGUGCCAACAAGUGUAACCCACCAAACAAUUGUGCCAAACAUUGUCUCGGAAGUUGUGCUGAACCAAUACUGUUAUGACUGUUAUCACACAUAUAUACGAGCCAACGAUAUUGUGACUGUUAUCACACAUAUAUAUCAGCCAGUAAUAUAAUGACUGUUAUCACAUUUGACCAUGCAUUUAUUUCUGAAGCAUUAAUAUAAUUUUGGUGUGAAAAUUGUCAUUUGGUUUCCAAUGAGUACAUGCUACAUUUAAUCCAUAUCUUUUAGAAAAAGAUGAUCUACUGCUGAAAUAUUUCGAAUAAUUAAUAAUUCAUUCAAGUAUUAUGGAUCUUGUAGAAAUAAAGGAUGUGGCUCCUAAAUGAAAUAGUAUUUUAUAUUUCAGUGCUGGUUUAUUUAAGAUCACAGAAACUAGAAGUGUGACCUUGUUGGUAUAUUAAACCAGUAUUACUUUACAGCCAAUACUGAAAUACAAUGUUAUAUGUCAAAUUAAAUGUGCUAUAUUUUACAAUGAACAUGCAUUGUUGCAUCAUAGUCAAUACAUUAUGUAUGCAUUCAAUAAAAGCAUACAAUAACAAAAUGUUGAUUUGUUAUUGCAAUCUCUCUUCAACUCUUUGAAGUCUGUUUUCUUUUUAGAAUAUUCAAAUUUAAGUUUGUGUCAAAUACUCACAAAUAUGUAUGAACAAUAAAUAUGUUUCAGUUGA
Messenger RNA from Haliotis rufescens (red abalone), 2071 nucleotides. Its product is annotated as putative peptidyl-prolyl cis-trans isomerase. The record is from RefSeq and is a predicted model, not a curated record. The transcript is spliced from 4 exons. Gene Ontology annotation, cellular component: intracellular membrane-bounded organelle. Gene Ontology annotation, molecular function: peptidyl-prolyl cis-trans isomerase activity. Gene Ontology annotation, biological process: protein folding; protein peptidyl-prolyl isomerization. Lineage: Eukaryota; Metazoa; Mollusca; Gastropoda; Lepetellida; Haliotidae. The coding region runs from base 182 to 784 and encodes 200 amino acids.